AUGGCCAGUAACCAGGCCAGCCUGCAGGAUGAUCAGAGCAGGCACUGCAAGUUCUUAUCCUAUAUGUUCUACCAGGCUGUGAGAGAUCACAAGCCUGUGUGGAUGCUGGAAGACAUGAGAACUAUGGAGUAUUUUUACUGGGAGGAAAAUGCCAGCCUAAGAACCUACUCACCUUCAGAAGCCCUUCUCUAUGCAGUGGUGCAUAACCACCUGCCUUAUGCUCAGUAUCUGCUGUCUCAUUUUCCAGAGGAGGCUCUCAAGGUGCCUGGGGAACACUUCUGCUAUUGCCCAUCCUCUGCUCCUCACUUGGCCAUGGCGGUCACAUAUGACAGGAGAGAUAUCUUGGGGCUGAUCAUCAAAAUUGCACACAAGCUCCCCAGCUUGAACUCCUACAUCAAUAGGACUGGCUGCUUUCAUCUGGAAGAUGGGAAAACCCCCCUGCAUCUUGCUUGCGAACUGCUGAGGUCAGAGACGGUCCUCAUCCUCCUUGGGAAUGGAGCUUCUCCCAGGAUAGAGGACAGUAAAGGGCUUACCCCGCUGGACGUCAUCCUGGAGCAGAUGUGGGACUCCAAAGUCAAUGUAGCAUCAAAGAAGCUCUGCCUCGACUACCUCUUGCUCUUCAUGCCCAACCCACAGUUUAAGAUGCGGAAAGUUCUGCAGGAGCAUCCGGACCACUGGACAGCUUUGCUGGGGGAAGACAAAUUCAACAGCCUGGUGGGGAACACACCUGCUUCUUUAUAUCUGCAAGCUAUGCAAACUAUUCUCCAGACUCUUCCCCCCUCCCACUUCCCUAAAAGCAUCCAGGAACUACCUAUACCUCAGGCACUAAAGCCCUUACCAUCCUAUGGCAAAAAGCUACCGACAAAAAAUGUGGUAAAUGUUUUUCCUUGA
Messenger RNA from Gymnogyps californianus (California condor), 891 nucleotides. Its product is annotated as ankyrin repeat domain-containing protein 9-like. Gene Ontology annotation, molecular function: protein binding. Bases 1 to 891 code for a protein of 296 amino acids. The record is from RefSeq and is a predicted model, not a curated record. Lineage: Eukaryota; Metazoa; Chordata; Aves; Accipitriformes; Cathartidae. The transcript has a single exon.